AUGGCUUCAGCGCGCAGUUUAACCGCGCUCCCUGGGUCCAAUGAAUCCAAGACUGCGGCUCAAGACACUAUCGACCAAGAUAACCCUACUCAUUCAUCGGGUACACCGUUGAGGCAACAGAGUCUGUCGGAUCUCUUCACUAUUUUUGCAAGUGGCUUCGCUCUGAUCAGCGAUGGAUACCAAAACAAUCUGAUGACUAUGACCAAUGUCCUUCUCAAAAAGGAAUAUCCCAAGGAAUAUACUACCACCGUCAGCACACGCGUUUCGAACGCUCUACUUGUUGGCGAAGUUAUUGGGCAGGUUGUCAUUGGAUUGACUUGCGACUAUCUUGGUCGCAAGACGGCUAUCGUCUUCACAACACUUAUGAUUGUCGUGGGAGGUAUCCUCGCCACAGCCUCGCAUGGUGUUACUAUCGACGGCAUGUUUUGGAUGAUGACGAUUGCCCGUGGCGUUGUCGGAUUUGGCGCCGGCGGCGAGUAUCCGGCCUCUUCAACCUCCGCCUCGGAAGCAGCAAACGAUCUGACCCCGAAGCACCGUGGCCCGGCAUUCAUCAUGGUAACCAACUUCCCCCUGUCAUUUGGGGGCCCAUUCGCGGUCUCAAUAUUCUUGAUUGUACUCCUCGCCUGCCAACAAUCUCACUACAGCACUGUAUGGCGGGUGUGCUUUGGCAUAGGAUGCAUCUGGCCGCUGUCAGUGUUCUACUUCCGAAUCCGAACGCUUAACUCGGUUCUGUAUCGACGCGGAGCGAUCAAGAAGCACGUACCCUACAUGCUCGUGUUGCGGUACUACUGGAGAUCGCUGAUUGGGACUUGCGGCGCUUGGUUCCUCUAUGACUUUGUCACUUUCCCCAACGGUGUCUUCUCCGCCACAAUUAUCUCCUCAGUCGUGCACGACGGCACAAUCCUGAAAACAGGCGAAUGGCAGCUCCUCCUUGGCGCAAUCGCGCUGCCAGGUGUCUUCCUCGGGGCGAUUCUCUGCGACCGGCUCGGCCGCAAGCCCAUCAUGAUGAUUGGCUUCAGCGGAUAUCUAAUCUUUGGCCUAAUUAUCGGUUGCGCCUACGACCGCGUUACUAAGAUCGUACCUCUCUUUGUCGUCUUCUACGGACUAAUGCAGAGCUCCGGCAAUUUCGGCCCGGGCAAUAUGCUAGGUCUGAUUUCGUCUGAGUCGUAUGCUACCGGUGUGCGAGGAACUUGCUACGGACUCUCUGCGGCUAUCGGGAAGGCGGGUGCUGCUGUCGGUACGCAGGCAUUUCAGCCUAUCAAGAAUCAUCUAGGGAACAAGUGGACCUUUAUUGUUGCUGCUAUUUGCGGUGUUGUUGGGAUUUUGGUUACUUUCUUCUUUGUCCCUGAUUUGACGGGCGAGGAUUUGAGAGUGCGCGAUGAGAAAUUCCGUGCUUAUCUUGUUUCUAACGGCUGGGAUGGUGAUAUGGGCGAGGACGAUCUGCAAGCGGCUGCUGAUCAGGUCAUGGCCCCGGGUCUUCCUAAUGAUGAUACUAAGUUCGUGGACCAGACGGUCAAGGCUUAA
Penicillium coprophilum is the source of this 1524-nucleotide messenger RNA. RefSeq lists its product as uncharacterized. Gene Ontology annotation, biological process: transmembrane transport; carboxylic acid transport. Gene Ontology annotation, molecular function: carboxylic acid transmembrane transporter activity. Lineage: Eukaryota; Fungi; Ascomycota; Eurotiomycetes; Eurotiales; Aspergillaceae. Gene Ontology annotation, cellular component: plasma membrane. The transcript is spliced from 6 exons. The record is from RefSeq and is a predicted model, not a curated record. Bases 1 to 1524 code for a protein of 507 amino acids.